Ochotona princeps (American pika) is the source of this 2166-nucleotide messenger RNA. RefSeq names its product squalene epoxidase (gene SQLE). The record is from RefSeq and is a predicted model, not a curated record. Lineage: Eukaryota; Metazoa; Chordata; Mammalia; Lagomorpha; Ochotonidae. The transcript has 11 exons. Gene Ontology annotation, molecular function: flavin adenine dinucleotide binding; squalene monooxygenase activity. Gene Ontology annotation, cellular component: endoplasmic reticulum; membrane. Gene Ontology annotation, biological process: cholesterol metabolic process; sterol biosynthetic process. Bases 114 to 1838 code for a protein of 574 amino acids.
CCGUGCUCCUGCUAGUACGGCAUCUUGGGGGAGAAAAAAGUGAACAGCGAAAACCCUCUACGGGAAAGACUCUCAACUUUGAUCGGUGCCACCACCAAAGACACCUUGGGACCAUGUGGACCUUCCUUGGCAUUGCCACUUUCACCUAUUUUUAUAAGAAAUGCGGGGACUUCGUCACCUUGGCCAACAAGGAGCUCCUGCUGUGCGUGCUGGUGUUCCUGUCGCUGGGCCUGGUGCUCUCCUACCGCUGUCGCCACCGCAACGGGGGCCUCGUUCGACACCAGCAGAGCAGCUCCCAGUUCGCCAUCAUCUCCAAUAUUCUCUCAGCGCUGCCUCUCGUUGGCUUCUUCUGGGCCAAGUCCCCUCCUGGAUCAGAAAAGAAAGAGCAGCUGGAGGCUAGGAGGCACAGGAAAGGAGCCAGUAUGUCCGAAACAACCUUAAUAGGAGCGGCUACCUCUACGUCCACAUCUUACCAGAACGAUCCAGAAGUUAUCAUUGUGGGAUCUGGUAUCGUUGGCUCUGCUUUGGCAGCAGUGCUUUCCAGAGAUGGAAGGAAGGUGACAGUCAUAGAAAGAGAUUUGAAAGAACCCGACAGGAUAGUUGGAGAAUUUCUGCAGCCAGGAGGUUAUCAAGUUCUCAAAGACCUCGGUCUUGGAGAUACAGUGGAGGGUCUGGACGCACAGACUAUCCACGGCUACAUCAUUCACGAUCAGGAGAGCCAAUCCGAGGUUCAGAUACCUUACCCUCUCUCGGAAAGCAGUCAGGUGCAGAGCGGAAGAGCCUUCCAUCACGGAAGAUUCAUCAUGAGUCUCCGGAAAGCAGCCAUGGCAGAGCCCAACACCAGGUUUAUUGAAGGCGUGGUGCUGCAGCUGUUAGAGGAAGAUGACGUGGUGGUGGGAGUUCAGUACAAGGACAAAGAAAGUGGAGAGAUCAAGGAACUUCACGCUCCACUGACGGUCGUUGCAGAUGGGCUUUUCUCCAAGUUCAGGAAAAACCUGAUCGCCAAUAAAGUUUCCAUUUCAUCUCAUUUUGUUGGCUUUCUUAUGAAGAACGCACCACAAUUUAAAGCACAUCAUGCAGAGCUUGUGCUAGUUAAUCCGAGUCCAGUUCUCAUCUACCAGAUUUCAUCUAAUGAAACUCGAGUGCUUGUGGACGUGCGAGGGGAAAUGCCCAGGGAUUUAAGAGAAUACAUGAUUGAAAACGUUCACCCACAAAUACCUGAUCACCUGAAAGAAGCCUUCCUGGAUGGCGUCCAGAAUUCUCGUUUGAGGGCCAUGCCAGCCAGUUUCCUUCCUCCUUCACCAGUAAACAAGCGAGGUGUGCUUGUUCUGGGGGACGCAUACAACAUAAGGCAUCCUCUCACUGGCGGAGGAAUGACCGUUGCUUUUAAAGAUAUAAAAAUCUGGAGGAAACUGCUCAUGGGCAUCCCUGACCUCUAUGAUGAUGCGGCUGUUUCCCAGGCUAAAAGUUCAUUCCAUUGGUCAAGGAAAAGAUCUCAUUCUUUCGUUGUGAAUGUACUUGCCCAGGCUCUUUAUGAAUUGUUUUCUGCUGCAGAUGACUCCCUGCAUCAGCUAAGAAAAGCCUGUUUUCUAUAUUUCAAACUUGGAGGAGAAUGUGUUGCCGGUCCUGUUGGCCUGCUUUCUGUACUGUCUCCGAACCCUUUUGUUUUAAUUGGACACUUCUUUGCCGUUGCAAUCUAUGCCACAUACUUUUGCUUUAAAUCAGAACCUUGGAUUACAAAGCCCCGAGCCUUUUUCACUAGUGGUGCUGUAUUGUACAAAGCCUGUGCUGUCAUAUUUCCACUCAUUUACUCAGAAAUGAAGUAUGUGGUUCAUUAAGCUGAAAAGAGAGCCUUCUGGAACUCAACAAGUCCACGAAACUUGUGGAAGAGGAUGUAAGCGGAGCGUGAUACUCCACCACUUCUCAGGUGGAAACUCUGGACCAAGCUCUGGAUGAGUUUGAUUUUGAAGUUUUUUGUAUAUAAACAUGUAAAUAUAUGCCUUAAUUUGCAAUUUUAAAUGAAAGGUCGAAUAAGUUUGAUAUUUAAAAGAAAUGAUUGUUACCACAGAUUAGUGCUAACAGGAACUGCAGUUUCUCUUUGGAUUUCAGUAUUUGGGAUGGGUCAUUGGUACAUGCAAAUAAAAGAAGGAGUGACCUCUUCUGACU